AGAGUGAGAUUGUGCCACCAAACAUUCCUUAGCAAAGGAACCACCAGUCUUUGGUUACCUCAACUUUCCUCUCUGUUUCUACUUCUUCGUAUCAACCGCCAUUAUACGCUCUCUUUCUUUCCUCUCUGUCUUUCUUUCUCAUUAUCAUAUCAACCAAAGGCAUAUUUUUCUUUUUUUCAUUUUAUUUUCUGUGACGGAUUGAGGAAUCCCCCAUAGAGAGAGAGAUUAUGAAGAUGGCUCAGUUGAAGUUCAUGGUUCCCCUGCUUUUCUCGCUUUGUCUGAUCCUACCUCUGACCCUAGCCAACGACGUGCAUUAUUGCGAUAAGAAGGCUGAAUAUGAUGUCAAGGUUAAAGCAGUUGAUAUAUCUCCUUAUCCUAUUGCAAGAGGAAAGCCGGCCACCUUCAGCAUUUCUGCAACUACAGGUGAAGCAAUAUCUGGAGGGAAAUUGGUGAUUGAUGUAUCUUAUUUUGGAUGGCACAUCCACAGUGAGAGCCAUGACCUUUGUUCAGAAACCUCUUGUCCUGUUUCAACUGGUGAUUUUGUGGUUUCUCACUCUCAAGUUUUGCCUGGAUUUACUCCACCUGGUUCAUACUCCCUUAAAAUGAAGAUGUAUGACGGAAAAGGCAAUCAGCUAACAUGCAUUACUUUUGAUUUCUACAUCGGAUUUGCAUCGUCUGUGGCGGAUAUUUAAUAUCUUCAAAAUAUUGGCUCUCUAGCCUACCCAUCACUGCCAUACUGCAUAUGAUGUGUAAAAAGAAAUCUCAAUGCAUAUUUUUCUGUACUUUACACCCCCUUUGAUAGUUAUGUUUUAGCUUACUAUCCUGUGAAGCAUCCAUCAUACUUGUUUUUGUCUUUGAGAACAUUAAUAAUUGUUAAUGCACAGCUAUUUUAAAAUAGGUUAUAAUAUGUCAUUACAGUGGUUAUUAAUGCUAUUUAGUAAUUUUGUUUC
Ziziphus jujuba (common jujube) is the source of this 950-nucleotide messenger RNA. RefSeq lists its product as uncharacterized. The transcript has 4 exons. Gene Ontology annotation, molecular function: sterol binding. The record is from RefSeq and is a predicted model, not a curated record. The coding region runs from base 228 to 692 and encodes 154 amino acids. Gene Ontology annotation, biological process: intracellular sterol transport. Lineage: Eukaryota; Viridiplantae; Streptophyta; Magnoliopsida; Rosales; Rhamnaceae.